AAAGCAAAGAAUAGGAAAGCAGAAACGUUAGAUAUUAUCUCCCGACGCGCAAAUUGAAAGAGCUUUUUGCUUCAUCGAUCGAUCUGUUGGAUUCAUUGCUGAGAUGUCGAGUUUGUACAGAGGUGUUUCGAGGAAAGAGAAACCGAGACGUCAUCAUGGGUUGACAACGCAGAAGAGGCAAGAGAUUAAGGAAGCUUUUGAGCUGUUUGACACUGAUGGGUCUGGCACCAUUGAUGCUAAAGAGCUUAAUGUUGCUAUGAGGGCGCUUGGUUUUGAAAUGACGGAAGAGCAAAUCAACAAAAUGAUAGCUGAUGUGGACAAAGAUGGAAGUGGAGCCAUUGAUUUUGAUGAGUUUGUUCAUAUGAUGACUGCUAAGAUUGGUGAAAGAGACACAAAAGAAGAGCUCACCAAAGCAUUCCAGAUCAUUGAUCUUGACAAAAAUGGGAAGAUAUCUGUUGAUGAUAUUAAACGCAUGGCAAAGGACUUGGGUGAGAAUUUCACUGAUGCUGAGAUCAGAGAAAUGGUUGAAGAAGCAGAUCGAGACCAUGAUGGUGAAGUUAACAUGGAUGAGUUCAUGAGGAUGAUGAGAAGAACAACUUAUGGUGGUAACUAGAAAGGUCGUUGUUUUUAACAAUAUUGAUGAGCUAUCAGACCUAUAUGUUAUCUGUAAUAUUACUGAAGAUAUUUAUUAUCAGUUUUUAUCGAUAGCAGCUUAUCUUCAUGGCAAGUAUUGGUCUGUCUUUGUAUUGUAAGAUGAACUGAUGAUGUAUAAGCUGAUGAUGAGUCUACUGUGAAAACUUUAGGA
Messenger RNA from Camelina sativa (false flax), 805 nucleotides. The record is from RefSeq and is a predicted model, not a curated record. Lineage: Eukaryota; Viridiplantae; Streptophyta; Magnoliopsida; Brassicales; Brassicaceae.